UUCAUUUAUUUGUUGCUCACAGAAGCCAUCAUCAUCAUGGGCAAGCGAGGUGGUCGCAAGAACUCUGACGAUUGGGAUGAUGACAUCCAGGAGGACUUGGUAGCCCUCAAAAAGUCUGCAAACAAGCCCAACAGCCAACAUCGCGUCGAAGAGGAAGGCGAGGACGAGGACGGUGACUCUGGCAUGCCCAAGGUCACCCCGCUGCCCAUCCAGAAAAAGACGCCUGCGCAAAAGAAGAAGCAGCGCAACAGCAACUCAAAGAGCGAGGCGACCGAGGACAGCGAUGAGGACGAGAGCGAGUCCUCGGACGGCGAAGAUGCCGACGAAAAGUUUGUGCGCGAGGAGAUUUACCGCGGCAAGCCCAUCCAGUCCUCGGCUGUUGUGCCUCCCAUGCCCAGCAAACAGGCUGCUGCUGCUGCUACGAAGGCCCCGGCGUAUGACACAACUGGCGACGAUCGCAGCCACAAGCGCAUUCUCAACACCAAGGCGACUGCUGCUGCUGCUGCUCCUGCUGCUCCUGCAAAGGCUGCACCCAAGAAGCCUGCUGCGGCCGAUUCCGACGACAGCGAGUCCACCUCUUCAGAGUCUGAGGACGAAGCUCCCGCAAAGAAGCCGGUUGCCGCCAAGGCUGUCAGCAAGGCUCCUGCUCCAGCUGCCAAGUCUGCCGCCAAGCCUGCUGCUGCUGCUGCCGCCAAGAAGGCAGAGUCUGAUAGCAGCGAUGAGUCUUCGGAAGACGAAAAGCCUGCGCCCAAGAAGGCUGCCGCUCCCGCUGCCAAGGCUGCCGCUCCCGCUGCCAAGCCCGCUGCACCGAAAAAGAAGGCCGCGUCCUCAUCCGAAGAGGAGAGCAGCUCUGAAGAAGAGUCAUCCGAGGACGAGAAGCCUGCACCCAAGAAGGCGCCCGCCAAGGCUGCUGCCCCUGCUGCGAAGGCUGCCGCUCCCGCCGCAAAGCCUGCUCCCAAGAAGAAGGCCGCCUCCUCGUCCGACGACAGCAGCGAAGAGUCGUCCGAAGAUGAAAAGCCAGUCGCCAAGAAAGCGACUGCUGCUGCCGCCGCUGCACCUUCGCCCGCCAAAGCAGCAGCGGCCAAGGCACAGCCCAAAGCCAAGCCUGCCCAAGCCGCCGCCAAGAAGCCUGCCGCCAAGAAGCCUGCCGUCGCAGGGUCGGGCUUUGCCUUUUUGGCCGACGAAGAUGACGACGGUGGCAUGAUGAAGGACGAUGACGACGACAAUGACAACGAGGACGACGAAUCCAACGAGGAUGGCUUUGUCGAGGUCAAACCAGUUGCAUCAGAGCCCGCGGCCAAGCCUGCAGCAGCCUCCUCGAACAAUAACAGCAACAAGAAAAAGAAGGGCAAGUCUGCUGCUGGGGAUGACGAGGAUGAGGAAGCCAUGCUCGCCAAGGCCAUCGAGGAAGCCAACGCCAACCGACCUGCACCGGCCGGCAAGGACAGCAAGAAGAAGAAGGGCAAGAAGGGCAAAGGAGCAGCAGACGACGAGGACGAGGACGCCCUGCUGGCUGCUGCCAUUUCUGAAAUCAAGCUGAACUCGCCCGCACCGGCAACCCCAGACGCCACCGCAGCCCCCAAGCCAGACCUGCCAUCAUCGUCAGCCGCACCCGCCGCCGAUGACGACGAUGAAGACGACGACGAAGCCACCGCUGGCAUGUCGGCCGCUGACAAGAAGAAGGAGCGCGAGAAGAAGAAAAAGAAGAAGCAGAAGGAGAAGGCUGCCGCCGGCGGUGCUCCUGCCGAGCCUGCAGGCAAGAAGAGCAACGCAGCUGUUCGUCGCGUCCAAGAGGCUCUCGAGGCGCUCAAGAUUGAAGAGGAGCGCAUUCGAAAAGAAGAGGAAGAGCGCGCUCGCAUCGAGGCAGAAGCCGAGCGCGUCCGACUAGAGGAGGAGGCUCGCGAGGAGGAGCGCAAGCGCAUCAAGAAGGAAAAGGAGAAGGAAAAGAAGGAGCGCUUGCGUCGCGAGGGCAAGCUCUUGUCCAAGACUGAAAAGGAGCGUGUGGCUCGCCAGCAAGUCCUGCUCGAAUCCAUGAAGGCCCAGGGCCACGUUCAGCUACCCGUCGGCGAUGACGCUGCUGCUGCUGCUGCUGCUGCUGCCACCUCUACCGCGGCCGAUGCUGACGAAGCCGACGCCGCCGCUGCUGCUGCUGCUGCCCCUUCAGACAAGAAGCGCUCCAAGUUGGUUUCCACCAAAAAGAAGAAGCCUGCUGCGAGCGCCUCAUCCACCUCUGCAUCUGCCAAUGCUUCGGAGCCCAUGACCCCCGACACCCGCGACGAGGCAGAAGACGGAGAGCCUUUGGCCGAGGCUGCCGAGGAGCCUGCCGACAGCUGGGAUCGCGACGACUGGGAGAGCGCCAUCGACGAGAAGCUCGCCGCGGCCACCCCUGAGGCGUCCGCUGCUGCUGCUGCUGCUGCUGCUGCCACGUCCGCUGCUUCCACCUCCGCAGCCAGCGACACCGCCUCCACUUCUUCCGAUGCAGUCGUGGCAGCGAUCGACACCAAGUCCCGACAAGCCCGCAUGGAAGCUGCGCGUGCUCGCAUUGACGCGCGCCGUGCCGCCAACACUGAGCUCAAGUCGUCCGACAACCUUCGCUCGCCGAUCUGCUGCGUUCUUGGCCACGUCGACACUGGCAAGACCAAGCUGUUGGACAAGAUUCGCCACACCAACGUGCAAUCCGGCGAAGCUGGUGGCAUCACCCAGCAGAUUGGUGCCUCCUACUUCCCAAUGUCCACGAUUGAGGACCAGACCAAGCGCCUGAAGGAGCUCAAGGACUCUGUCGUGACGGACAUCAAGGUGCCCGGUCUGCUCAUCAUUGACACGCCCGGUCACGAGUCGUUCAGCAACCUGCGCUCGCGCGGCUCGUCCUUGUGCGACAUUGCGAUUCUUGUCGUUGAUAUCAUGCACGGCUUGGAGCCGCAGACGAUCGAAUCCAUCAACCUGCUCAAAAAGAUGAAGACGCCGUUCGUCGUCGCGCUGAACAAGGUGGAUCGCAUUUACGACUGGCAAGCGACUCCCGACAACCCGUUCCAGGACUCGCUCAAGCGCCAAAAGCAGUCUGCCGCGAAGGAGUUUGCCGAGCGCUCGCAACAGGCGAUUCUCGCCUUCGCCGAGCAAGGCCUGAACGCUGCGCUCUACUACAACAACCAGGACUACCGCAAGUACGUCUCGCUUGUGCCGACCUCUGCGCACACUGGCGAGGGCAUUCCCGACCUGCUCAUGCUGCUCGUCUCGCUGACCCAGCGUCUGAUGAAGGAACGCCUGGCCUUCUCGCCCGAAGUCCAGUGCACGGUGCUCGAAGUCAAGGUCACCCCUGGUUUCGGCCAUACGAUCGAUGUUAUUCUUUCUAACGGCAUCAUCCGUGAGGGUGACACCAUGGUCGCCUGCGGUACCGACGGGCCGAUCGUCUCGCCCAUCAAAGCGCUGCUCAUGCCUCAACCGCUGCGCGAGCUGCGCGUCAAGUCGCAGUACACGAAUGCCAAGGAGGUCAAGGCUGCGCAAGGCGUCAAGCUUUCAGCCAAGAAUCUCGAGCACGUUGUUGCUGGCACCCAGCUGUACAUUGCCUACGACGAAGACGAAGUCGAGGUGCUCAAGGAGGACGUCACUGCUGAUCUCGCCCGCUCGCUCAAUCAAAUCAAGACGGUCGACCGUGGUGUGCUCGUCCAGGCGUCUACCCUCGGUGCUCUCGAGGCCCUCAUGGAGUUCCUCCGCACCUCCAAGAUUCCCGUUUCUGCCGUCUCCGUGGGUCCCGUGCAUCGCAAGGACGUCAUGCGUGCGAAGGUUCAGCUGGAGAAGGAUCCCACGUAUGCCAUCAUCAUGGCGUUCGAUGUCAAGGUCGACAAGGAAGUUCGAGAGUUUGCCGACAAGGAAAGCAUCAAGAUUUUCACCGCCGAUAUCAUCUAUCACCUCUUUGACCAGUUCACCGCGUACAUGGAGCAGCUCAAGCAGAAGGCCAAGGAUGAAAACCGUCAUCUCGCCGUCUUCCCUUCGCGUCUCCGCGUGCUGGCUGACAGCGUUUUCAACAAGCGCGACCCCAUCGUUAUUGGUGUGGAUGUUUUGGACGGCGUCAUCAAGGUCGGCACCCCGUUGGUCGUGCCGUCCAAGGAGAAGCUGUUCAUUGGCACCAUCACCGGCAUCCAAAUCGACCAAGACCAUCCAUUGCAAGAAGCCCGACGCGGUGCAACCGUCUGCAUCAAGAUUGACAACACCACUGGCGAUGCACCCAAGAUGUUUGGCCGUCACUUUGACGAGAAGGAUGAGCUCGUGAGCCGCAUUUCUCGUGAGUCCAUCGACUGCAUGAAGCAGUAUUUCCGCGAUGAAAUGACCAAAGACGACUGGGCUCUUGUCAUCACUCUCAAGAAGAUUCUUGAUGUCUUUUAAGGUCGCUCACUGAGCAACUGUCAGACAUCUCAGCCUUGUUCUGUUUUUGAUUUGAAUGACUGCUGUUUUGCGUUUCGGUCGUUCAGCAAAGUACAAACAUGAUAUGACAACA
Capsaspora owczarzaki ATCC 30864 is the source of this 4492-nucleotide messenger RNA. Its product is annotated as eIF5B-PB. The transcript has 4 exons. Gene Ontology annotation, molecular function: GTPase activity; GTP binding; translation initiation factor activity. Lineage: Eukaryota; Filasterea; Ministeriida; Capsasporidae. The record is from RefSeq and is a predicted model, not a curated record. Bases 37 to 4380 code for a protein of 1447 amino acids.